AUGGACAUGUUGACAGUUCUGGGGCUACUGAAGAAGAAACUUGAGGAUGAGUACAAUGAAGUUUUGAGAGAGCCUAUAUUUGGUCCGAUUUUGGCUAUUAAUGAGCAUGAACUCGGAUACUCAGGGAAGGUUAUUCACAGCUUCAUCUGCAAAAUGCUAGACAUUUCAAAGCGUCACAAGUUAUGGUUUAGCUUUGCUAGGAAGUCUCUUCGGUUUUCUAUGCAAGAGUUCUACGCUGUGACAGGUCUCAGACGUGAAGCAGACAAAGACACUGAUUUUGAAGCUUGGAGAAAUGAUAAGGGGUUUUGGGGCACUUUGCUGAAGCAAAAUGGAGAAGUAGACAUGAAGACAAUCAGGCUGAAGCAUCUUACGGAGUGCAAGGACUGGUCGCGUGUGGACAGGGUCAGACUAGUCUACCUUUGUGUUAUUUGUUUUCUGAUGGCUAAGGAUGAGAAGAUCAAUAUCCCUCAUGCAUACAUAAGAUUAGUGAUGGAUUUUGAUAAACUGAGGAAGUAUCCGUGGGGUCUUUACGCUUACGAUCUGCUUCUAGAUUCCAUAAAGAAAGCAAGGUUCAAGUUAAAGAAGAACAGUUAUGUAUUAGAUGGAUUCUCCUAUGCCCUACAGAUUUGGCUUAUGGAGGCGAUUCCAGACAUUGGGACUUUGCUGGGUCAAAAGUACAAGGAAGGCAUAACCAGUGUGAGAUGUCAGAACUGGUAUGGAAAUGGAAAGGUUUCUUAUCAUGAUAUCACUGCUCUAAAGACUGCACUUGGAAAGAAAGCGGUUGUGUUUCCAUUCAUAUCUGAUACCGGAAACAAUGAUGUCGUUGCUAGUGUGAGAUUCAAAAGGGAUGAUGAGAAGAAAGAUGAACGAGUUGACAAAAUUAUUUCCUUGAUCAAUGCAAAAUUUGAUUGGAGCAAAUUUGUUUGGCAAGUUGAGGAAGAUAUGCGGACUCAAGAUCAGCUACAUGAGAAGGUUGAUGUUGCUAUGGAAGCUAGUCAAGAUCAUAUAGAUGGGAAAGAUGAGGUUGCCGUGGAAGGUGAACUAGAAGUAUCUGAAAAAGAAGAACAAGUUGAGCCUGUAGCUAAAAGAAGGGUCACGAGGAAGGCAAAGGAUCCCGAUCUGACGACUUUAUAG
Messenger RNA from Brassica napus (rape), 1134 nucleotides. RefSeq lists its product as uncharacterized. The transcript has 4 exons. Lineage: Eukaryota; Viridiplantae; Streptophyta; Magnoliopsida; Brassicales; Brassicaceae. The coding region runs from base 1 to 1134 and encodes 377 amino acids. The record is from RefSeq and is a predicted model, not a curated record.